CUUGCGUUGCACAUGCUAAUCAUUUACGAGACAGGAAAUCAAGGGCAUCUUUUGGGGGGAAACAGCUAAAUGGAUUAUUGGAUGAUUUGGAUAGAUAGGAUGAAUGCAACGAAAGAGUCAUCACUGAUGAUGUGAGGGAAAUGAGAUGGAUGGAGCAGGUGGGAAAGGCGAGAGAUGGGGAAAUUUCCUGAACGGCAAGAAAUGACGAGAUGGCGGGUUCCUUUCCUCAUUUUCGCCACCACAAACAAAACCACACUACAUACGACACACCCCAUUCAUCCAAUUCACCAGACACUACUACCACCACCACUACCAUCAUCACCAUCAUCAUCAAUACUACACAAUUUCCACUAACGGUACCUCCACCCGUCUACUUCUUCUCGCCCCCCUUCGCUUGCUGUUUCCAUUGCGCUCAAAUAGUCAGUCCUUGCGAGGGCCUUGAACACAUUGAGCAUCGAGUAUUCUUUCCCUCCGAUACCUACCAUUUGCCUCCUCCGUUGCCAGAUAGGGAACAAUCGCCAUCAAACAAUCCCAUGCCCCAGAUUACCCAAUUCGAGAUCCUGAUAUCCUCCCAAUGCGUGGCGUUCUUCUACUUGCAUCCAAGUCUCACAAAAUGUUCUGCACCGAACACACAACAUGCAACACCACGCUUUGUACCGACGAUAUCGACUAAUCGAUGCAAAGAAUCAACACUGGACGGUAAGGAUGCGAGGAUAAUGCAACAUCAUCUCUCACUCUUCCCAAUUGAACCACGGUACGCCACAACCUGGGCAGUCUGAGGAGAGAAGCAAAGCAAAGAACCUGACAGCAGUGCAAAAGAGCAGAGCAUAGAUCUUAGACAAUAAUGAAGCUCCUGAACAAUUACCUAACAUUAGAUACUCG
This is a messenger RNA of Aaosphaeria arxii CBS 175.79, 882 nucleotides long. RefSeq lists its product as uncharacterized. The transcript has a single exon. NCBI's taxonomy places the organism in Eukaryota, Fungi, Ascomycota, Dothideomycetes, Pleosporales. The record is from RefSeq and is a predicted model, not a curated record. The coding region runs from base 210 to 779 and encodes 189 amino acids.